Messenger RNA from Drosophila obscura, 808 nucleotides. RefSeq lists its product as uncharacterized. The transcript is spliced from 3 exons. NCBI's taxonomy places the organism in Eukaryota, Metazoa, Arthropoda, Insecta, Diptera, Drosophilidae. The record is from RefSeq and is a predicted model, not a curated record. The coding region runs from base 11 to 727 and encodes 238 amino acids.
GAUCUUCGAAAUGCAGCAACCAGGCUCGGAUUACAUCACCAUCUUGCUGCUGGGCCUAGUCUGCUCCCUCAGCGUUGGUGAAGCAGCCAGCAGACAGCUGCAGAUUUACGACAUGGAUAUGGACAAUGAAGUGUCAGGAAACACCACCGAAGGCCACCAGCACAGUCCUGCCCUGACGCUGGAGAGACCUCUGAGCUGGCUGAAGCAGGCCCAUAGCAUGUUCGGCAGUCCCGCCGGUCAUGUGGUCAUCCAGAUGGCCAAGGAGCUUCUUCACCGCUCCGCGGGCAACAGUCAAGUGCUCAGCCUGAAUCUCACCAAUUUGCUGAUCAUCAUACUGCUCAAGGUGCUCAUCUUUUCUGCUGGGAUACUCGGAGCAGGACAUUGGAGUGGCUAUGGCCAUGGCUAUGGUCGCUCCACCGGACGCAGCGACAAUGCGUAUGGCAUGGGCCUGGAAUCGGGUGAUGACUACAUGAUAAUGGGCUUCCUGGCCGCCCAGGGAGCCGGUCGCGACGAGUGUCUCUAUGCGGCGGCCUGUGCCUGCCCCAAUGCAGCCUAUGAGUACGCCAAGGCGGGACGCGCCCUCCUGGGUGCCAUCGAAGUGUUCGAGGGGGCACCCGCAAAGAAGCCUCGCUACAACGAUCUAAUUGUGCUGAUGGAACGCGCCGCCUACGAUGGCUAUCGAGGCGUGGCCUGCAACACUACCCAAACAUGUGAUGGGCUUCUAUGAGACCCCAUCCGAUCCUGGCUAUUAUUAGUGGAUAUUUAUGUGUAUCUUUAAAUUUAUUUUAUUAUGUUGUAGUACAAAAUG